GUCUCAGAAGCCUCAGCAGGAGUUCUGGACCAACUGUCACAGAAGAACCAUGAAGUUUAUGGCAGCUAUCUGUCUCUUCGCCACGAGCGCGAGCACACAGGCUGGGUAUUCAGGGCUCGUUAGUCUUGAUGGAAAAAACGUUCAGUUCAAACGCGACUUUGCACACGGAAGUGUAUUUAUUGGACAUUCUGGCAUCGUAACAAAAGAUGGUAAUAACCUCCAGCUGACUGGAGGCCAGGCUGCCCUCCAUGCUGCCUCUCCACCAGCACCUCAGCCCGUGUCUCAGCUUGUCCUGACCCGCAGCGUCGUUGGUCCCUCAGGAAUCGUGAGUCCUGCCGGAAAUGUUCAGUUCACUCAAGAGAUGGUUGACAACAUCGUGCUGGUUGGUCCCCCUGUCAUUUUGACCAAGAGUGGCAAAAAGGUCCAAUUCAACGACCAAGGGCUUCCUCUCACCAAGCGCAGUGUCGGCUUUGUCCUGCUCAAGGAUAACUUGGGUCAUUCUGGCAUUGUUAGGGCUGACAGCAUUUUUGAACUGUUCAGCCACGACCUCGCCCACAAUAUUGUGGGAGAUUCUGGCAUCUUGAACUAGGAAAUUAAAGACAUCUAGAUCUAGAAUGGUGCUCAGCGAUGGUACUCUGGUGCAGAGGCGUCCCAAGCGUAGUCUCGUGGGUCCCUCUGGCAUGAUCACCGCAGACCGCACCCCUAUCUAAUUUCUCGCCCACGCUAAGGCCGUCGCCACUGAUCAAUCUGGCAUCAUCUUCUCCACCGGGCGGAACGUUCAGUUUUCUUAGAAAGACCACCGCAUAUGCACCAGGGCUUUAUUUAGUCUUUAUUUUCAUGUGGCCAACUUCUCUGCGUUUCUGACAAAAGAUAAAUAUUCAAAACGAUGUACAGAUAAAAAAAAAUUUCCUUAGAUAUUCUAAUAAAUGUAACUGAAGCUGCUA
This is a messenger RNA of Portunus trituberculatus (swimming crab), 944 nucleotides long. Its product is annotated as cuticle protein CP1158-like. The coding region runs from base 50 to 589 and encodes 179 amino acids. NCBI's taxonomy places the organism in Eukaryota, Metazoa, Arthropoda, Malacostraca, Decapoda, Portunidae. The transcript is spliced from 2 exons. The record is from RefSeq and is a predicted model, not a curated record. Gene Ontology annotation, molecular function: structural constituent of cuticle.